Molecule: messenger RNA, 1605 nt
Organism: Trypanosoma cruzi
Lineage: Eukaryota; Euglenozoa; Kinetoplastea; Trypanosomatida; Trypanosomatidae
Product: aspartyl-tRNA synthetase, putative
Exons: 1
Coding region: 1-1605 (534 amino acids)
Biological process (GO): aspartyl-tRNA aminoacylation
Cellular component (GO): aminoacyl-tRNA synthetase multienzyme complex; cytosol; cytoplasm
Molecular function (GO): aspartate-tRNA ligase activity; RNA binding; ATP binding
Source: RefSeq, a predicted model, not a curated record
AUGCGGCGCCAGCGGUGGGUGCUGCAGCGCUACUGCUCUGGCUCUUUUACAGCGACGGCUGUUGGCCGCGCAACAAUUCUGCAAGGGACAUCCCUGUCGUCAAUUACUUCUUUGGAGGCGGACGCGGCGAAGCCGGCGACGAGGAUCCGCGGACGUGUGGAGACGACACGCAUUCGCGGAAAGAUUGCGUUUAUUCAUCUUCGCCAGCCACCCUGUCACUCUAUUCAGGUGGUGGCAUCUGCCGCGGACAUCGUGCGGCGGGUGAAGGAGCUCACGCCAGAGUCCAUCAUUGACGCGACCGGCACUCUUGUGCCAGCGGAGCGGCCUGUGACUUCCGUCAGCUGCAAGAAUUAUGAACUCCACGCGGAGCGUGUCGAUGUGGUUAGCAGGGCGGCCACGCCGCUCCCUUUUCCCAUAAAAGAUUGCAACACGAAGCUGGACACGCGCCUGAACCAUCGUGUCAUGGACAUGCGCACACCACUGACAGCAUCGGUGCUCCGCCUCGUGUCUGCCGUCUGCCAGUGCUUCCGUAAACAACUGCUUGCCCGUGAAUUUGUUGAGAUACACACACCAAAAAUGUUGGCUGCUGCGUCGGAGGGCGGGAGUGCGGUGUUUACGAUUGAUUACUUUGGUCAGCGGGGUUACCUGGCUCAGUCGCCGCAGCUGUAUAAGCAAAUGGUUUUGAUGGGUGAUGCAAUGCGUGUGUUUGAGAUUGGGCCUGUAUUUAGGGCGGAGAAGAGUCUCACGCACCGCCACCUGACGGAGUUUGUCGGCCUGGAUGCCGAAUUUGUCAUUGAGCAUUCGUACACGGAGGUACUUGAUGUGCUGGAGUCGACAGUUUGUGCCAUGAUUGACCAUCUUCAGGAGGAUCACGCGGCGCUGGUACGACAGGCGCGGGAGUCACUGGCAGACAUGGAUGCCGCGGAAGGGAGUCCCUCCGCAUUGGGUCGGAACCAGGAAAAGGAAGAGGCAUCAAUUGUGUGCGAGCUGUCAGAGGAGACUCUCGGCGCUUUUGGAUGUUUAACAACGGACGCGACGGAGGCUCACUUGACAACCGAUUGCUACCACGGCCGCGUUGGCGUUGGCAGCAUUGACGCCCAGAGACGGAACCCGCGGCAGCCAAAAGUGUUGCGUCUCACCUUUGACGACGCGGUGCGGCUGCUUCUCGAUCACCAUGUGGUGGAUCAGCCUCCGACAGACUUCACUCUUCCGCAGGAACGACGCAUCGGGGAGCUGGUGCGGGAGCGGUAUGGGGUGGAUGUUUACAUUAUCGACCAGUUCCCCCUCACAGCGCGACCCUUUUACACGUUGCCGCACCCACAUAAGACAGAGUCGACAUGCAGCUUUGACAUGUACCUUCGCGGCGAGGAGAUCUGCAGCGGCUCGCAGCGCAUUCACGACAUAACGCUUUUGUUGCAGAACAUGGAGCGACUUCAAGUAGACGCAGCGAGCCUGAAGGAAUACGUGGAUGCCUUUCGGUAUGGUGCCUGGCCUCAUGGUGGCUUUGGGCUUGGACUGGAGCGUAUUGUGCUCUUUCUGCUUGGUGCGAAGGAUAUCCGGCAAAUUUCGCUUUUUCCACGAGACCCGAAACGUCUUGCGCCGUAA